Dibothriocephalus latus is the source of this 405-nucleotide messenger RNA. The record is from the annotation of a GenBank genome assembly. Lineage: Eukaryota; Metazoa; Platyhelminthes; Cestoda; Diphyllobothriidea; Diphyllobothriidae.
AUGAAGAACGCCUUUGCUGAAGUUCAGGUUGCCUCCGCCCGGUUUGGCGUUAACAGCUCCUACCUGGCGCAUGCGGACAUGUUGCAAAUCAAAAUGGCCCAAGGUGCUAAGCCUGGAGAGGGCGGAGAACUGCCUGGCUACAAGGUGACCGCUGAGAUUGCCCGAAUGCGACAUUCAGUACCAGGAGUGGGUUUGAUCAGUCCACCACCUCAUCACGACAUCUACUCGAUUGAGGAUCUAGCUCAGCUAAUCUACGAUCUGAAAGCCGCCAAUCCGAUUGCUGUGGUGAGCGUGAAACUGGUAUCUGAAGUUGGUGUUGGAGUGAUCGCUGCUGGUGUCGCGAAGGCUCAUGCUGCUCACAUUACCGUGUCCGGUCACGAUGGCGGUACUGGUGCUAGUUCAUGG